Centropristis striata (black sea bass) is the source of this 5387-nucleotide messenger RNA. Its product is annotated as neuroligin-4, X-linked-like. Gene Ontology annotation, molecular function: neurexin family protein binding; signaling receptor activity. Bases 462 to 3215 code for a protein of 917 amino acids. The record is from RefSeq and is a predicted model, not a curated record. Gene Ontology annotation, cellular component: synapse; postsynaptic specialization membrane; cell surface. The transcript has 8 exons. Gene Ontology annotation, biological process: synaptic vesicle endocytosis; neuron cell-cell adhesion; modulation of chemical synaptic transmission. NCBI's taxonomy places the organism in Eukaryota, Metazoa, Chordata, Actinopteri, Perciformes, Serranidae.
UUAAAUCCUUUUCUCCUUCUCUUUCCAUUUCUCCGCCUCUCCGUCUCUUUUCCAGGAGGCAGUUUGGGCUUGUUAUGGGGGUGACCGGAAGGAGAGAGUGACAGAGGAACAGUGAUGCUACUGUUUACAUAACGAGAGACUCACACACACACACACACACACACACACACACACACACACACACACAUGCACACUUACACGCACACAUGCUCAAAUCGCCAGUCCAGGACGUACACACUGGCUUAAACACUUCCACACAUACACACACACACACGUAUUCAAGGGACUCGCUGACUGAGUCACCACACACUUAGAGGCACAGAAUCACUGACUCACACACACACACACACACACACACACACACACACACAGAAGGAAAAGGUUGUUUGCAAGAGUCAGAACUGUUUGUUGUGUGUUUGCUAUGGGCCAAGCUGAGCAGCAGCUGUGUGUGUGAGUGUUGGAUGCAACUGAAGGGUCAACACAGCCGUAACCCUCGCGCUCCUCAAGGCCUCUCCUCCUCCUCCUCCUCUUCUCCCGUCCCAGAUCUCCCAGCUACCCCUAAACACACCAUCAUGUCCACUGUAAGGACCAGAAGAACUCCCUCCCCCUGCUCCCCCGUCCCGUCCUCCUCCUCCUCCUCCUCCACCCCGUUUGGGUUUCUAUCCCUCCUCCUCUCCUUCUGCCUCUCCCUGUCCCUCUAUCCGGCCUCCUCGUCGGCGCAGCAGACUGUGCCUGUGAUCUCCACGGCGCAGGGACGCAUCCGGGGCAUCCUGACCCCGCUGCCCUCAGACCUGCUGGGGCCCGUCAUCCAGUACCUGGGAGUACCGUACGCCAGGCCGCCGACGGGGGACCGGCGCUUCCAGCCCCCCGAGCCUCCCCUGCCCUGGCCAGGAAUACGAAAUGUGACGCAGUUUGCUCCCGUGUGCCCGCAGUCGCUGGAUGAGAGGAGCAUGCUGGGGGAUAUGAUGCCCUCCUGGCUCACGGCUAACCUGGAUAUAGCGGCAACGUACCUCACUCACCAGAGCGAGGAUUGUCUCUACCUCAAUAUCUACGUGCCCACCGAGGAUGACAUCCAUGAGGAGGGGGGUCAGCGUCCGGUGAUGGUCUACGUCCACGGGGGCUCGUACACAGAAGGAACUGGCAACAUGAUGGAUGGCAGCGUGCUGGCCAGCUACGGCAACGUCAUUGUCAUAACCCUCAACUAUCGCCUUGGAGUGCUGGGAUUCCUCAGUACAGGCGAUCAGGCAGCAAAAGGGAACUACGGCCUGCUGGAUCAGAUCCAGGCUCUGCGCUGGGUGAAGGAGAACAUCGCGGCCUUCGGAGGAGACCCCGGCAGGGUCACGGUGUUUGGAUCGGGAGCCGGAGCCUCCUGCGUCAGCCUGCUCACCUUGUCUCACUACUCUGAAGACCUUUUCCACAGAGCCAUCAUCCAGAGUGGCAGCGCUCUAGCCAGCUGGGCGGUGAACUACCAGCCCAGCAAGUACGCCCGGCAGCUGGGGGAGCGGGUGGGCUGCGGCAUCGACGACAGCACCCAACUGGUCACCUGCCUGCAGGGCCGCAGCUACCGCGAGCUGGUGGAGCAGAACAUCACGCCGGCCAAGUAUCACACGGCUUUUGCCCCGGUGAUUGAUGGCGACGUUAUACCUGAUGACCCCCAGAUCCUGAUGGAGCAGGGAGAGUUUCUGAACUACGACGUGAUGCUGGGGGUGAAUCAGGGCGAGGGCGUGAAAUUUGUGGAGGGCAUCGUGGACUCGGAGGACGGAGUCACGGCUGAGGACUUUGACUUUGCGGUGUCAGACUUUGUGGAUAGUUUGUAUGGAUACCCAGAAGGACGAGAUACGCUGAGAGAGAGCAUAAGGUUCAUGUACACGGACUGGGCGGACCGGGACAAUGCAGAGACCAGGAGGAAGACUCUGGUGGCGCUCUUCACAGACCACCAGUGGGUGGCGCCGGCGAUCGCCACCGCUGACCUCCACGCUCAGUACGGAUCCCCGACAUACUUCUACUCCUUCUACCAUCACUGCCAGAGUGACGCCACGCCGCCCUGGGCUGACUCCGCCCACGGUGACGAGGUGCCGUACGUGUUCGGCGUGCCCAUGGUGGGACCAACUGAUCUGUUCAACUGUAACUUCUCCAAGAACGACGUGAUGCUGAGCGCUGUUGUCAUGACUUACUGGACCAACUUUGCCAAGACUGGUGACCCAAACCAGCCGGUUCCUCAAGACACCAAGUUCAUCCACACUAAACCGAACCGCUUUGAAGAAGUGGCGUGGUCCAAGUACACUCCUAAAGAGCAGCUGUACCUCCACAUCGGCCUGAAGCCCCGAGUCAGAGACCACUACCGGGCCACCAAAAUCUCCUUCUGGCUCCAGCUGGUUCCUCACUUGCAUCACGUCAACGAGCUCCUCCAAUCGGUGUCCUCCUUCACGCAUAGCCCCUCCCCCCAGGACGACACUCCUUACUCCUACACCAAGCGUCUGGCCAAAGGUUGGCCUCCUAGUAGUACCCGCCAUCCAGGAUCACAAGCAGGAACUCCCCAGCCGCCGGAGUCUGCUUUGGGUCAAGGUGGAGGGGAGGACGGGGUCCGCGUCCCCAACGAGGACUACUCCACUGAGCUGUCGGUGACGAUCGCGGUGGGAGCGUCGCUGUUGUUCCUCAACAUCCUGGCGUUCGCCGCUCUGCUCUACAAGAAGGACAAGAGGCGUCUGGAGCACCGCCGGCCUCGUCCGCUGCCGCCGCCGAGACGAGACAUCACGCCUGCAGAUGUGGCCGCGCACCUGCAGGGGGAGGGGCUGAUGUCAUUACAGGUGAAGCAGCUGGAGUGUGAUGCAGCUUCAGCAGACGAGAGAAACAACACCCACCACCAUCACACUCUGGACACGCUGGACGCCCUGGACGGUCUGGACACCCAGGACAUCUACAGCACGCUGGACACGGUGCGCCUCACCUGCCCGCCCGACUACACCCUCACCCUGCGCCGCUCCCCCGACGACGUCCCCCUCAUGACCUCUCUGACCCCGGGCUCGCUCCCCGUGACCCCCGGGUCGCACCCCGUGACCCCGGCCACGCCCAUGACCCCCAUGACGCCCGGCUCGGUGGUGGGGAUGAGGAUGGGGCAUCCGCACCAGGGAUACACACACCAUAGCCCGUAUAGUAAUACACACUUGCCACACACACACAUCUCCACGCACACACACUCCACCACGCGUGUAUAACCGCAGCAAGACACACAGGGACAUAAUUACAACACACACACACACACACACACACACACACACGCUAACACACAAACACACACACAAAGAUACGCACACACAUAAAACAAAAGACUUAAAUACCUCUACUAAUUACCCUGCAGGAUUGUUACAGAAGGAGUGACAGAAAGACAUUUUCAGUAACAGGAUGAAAAGACAGACAGCUGUGUGUUGCAUGUCGGGGAACUGAAGACAAACUGGAUCCCGGGAGAUGCAGUUCUAUGCAUCAUUCGCUCGUAACCUUGAACGAGACGAGCCAAGACAUCCAUCAAAUGUCUCGAAAACCUGCUUUGGAUAUUAAAUCUUCUGCUUUUUCUACACCUGAGGAGGAGGAGGAGGAAGAGGAGGAGGAGCGCUGUGGCAAAAGGGUCAGUUAUGGAUCAGUUUACAUCUCCUACUGUACCUGUGCUGCACAGUGAAGCAGUGCUGAGACUGAAACAGAUGCAGAUGCAGAACUGAGCUAGAGACGAAGUACCACACACACACAGACUGCUGAUGUCAACUUGAACAACCUGUGAAAUGUGAAUGUAGCAUUUUUUCCAUUUUAAGAUCAAAGGCCCUAUCUGCCAAGGAUCAAACUAUAAGCUGAGGAGAAAAAUAACAAAAAUUUCAGCGAGAGAUGGAUGUAAAGACAGACAGAGAGGAAGAGGGGAUUUAAAAAACAACAUUAGCUGAAGGAAAAGUUCGUCAGAUGGUGGGAAAGAGAUUAAGAUUUUAUUGAGAGGGAUUUAAACAGCUGUGAGAGCGAGAGAGAAGAAGAAGAAGUGAGAUAGAGUGAUAAGGAAAACACAGGAAUGGAAAGUGUGCCAAGAGACAGAAAUUAACUUCAGAAGAUGAAAGGGCCUCUGAAGUGUUUGUCAGACUUACUGAAGAAUCACUCUAACCAGCUAUGUGUUCAACUCUUGUAAAUAGAAUGGAAAGAUACAGAUGAUAUAUUAUGAUUUAUAGCAUUUACCUGCUCUUGCAUUAAAACAUGACUUAUUUAACCACAUUAUUGCUUUCAUUUCAGAUAUUACUAUAUUAUUGUAUAGGUGUCCUGAAGCAAGGCUGGUUGUCUUUUUAUCUCACCCACUGUAGUAUGUACACAGUACCUUUAUUUAAAGGCUAUAUUUGCUAUGCACAGUCAUUUCAAUAAUUCUUAACUGUGUAAAAACAUCUCGAUACUUGUUUAGUAGUUGAAGUAUAGGACAUUUUCACAACAUCUUGUCUAUUUGUUUGACCAUCGGAUGAUGAGCUAGUACUGUGUAGAUAAUGCAAUAUUGGUUUGAUGAUGGAGCACCAGCCAAAAACCAUGACUCUUAACCCUUUUAGCCUAAUCCCUUCCCGUUUUCCUUCCCCCCUUGUUCCUAUAUUUCUCUCGAAGGCCUUACCCUUUAUCCCUCAACCUUAAUUAAUGUGUCCACAGACAGACAGGUGGCGAUGAUUCAGGGGGUCCCAAGUGACAGUGUGUCCCAAAAAAAAAAGUCAAGAAUAAUUUCUCUUAUUCGUUUGACAGUUUUUACACCUUACCAGGGGCCCCGGUAUUUCUAAAAAAGAGCCCCUGCUUGAACUACCUAAUGCUGACUGAAACCUUGUUAAACUGAGAAUUGUUGAAGCUUAAAAUCUCUCCACAGUGUCACCCACAGUCUGCAGAAAAAACCCCUGAAUCUGUCACCCACGUUUUUAAAAGCCGAGAGUUUGGGUUACUACCUGCCACCAAGUUGUCAAUUGUUCUGAGCCACAUCUGAUUAAUUAGGCGGAGCCCGGGUGGAGCUGAGGAGGGAUGAUCCGCGCGGCUUCGCGUCAUAGUUUGACUUGACAUUGAAGGGAAACACACCUCCAAACAUAACACUUUUUAAGCCUUAAUAUCCUCUUAACCGAGACAUAUUUUCUUCAAACUUCUCACAAGACAUGCCUAAAAGAAGUGAAAUUAAAUAUUAAAGGGAGCAUAUUAUAAAAGCUCACUUUUUUCCAGUGCUUGUGUUCAUAUAUUUGGGUAUCUGGAGUAUCAUCCAACCCAUAAACACUGAAAUAAGUCAAACUUGUCAGUUUUCUGUGGGUUGCCUAGAUCAGAAUACCCAAUAGUACGGCUCUUGUAGACUUUUAAGACAUUAUCAGACAGAAUGGAUCAAAUUCUGAUAAAAUAAGGGUUUG